Saccostrea cuccullata (small rock oyster) is the source of this 1442-nucleotide messenger RNA. RefSeq lists its product as uncharacterized. Gene Ontology annotation, biological process: signal transduction. NCBI's taxonomy places the organism in Eukaryota, Metazoa, Mollusca, Bivalvia, Ostreida, Ostreidae. The transcript has 9 exons. The record is from RefSeq and is a predicted model, not a curated record. Bases 3 to 1418 code for a protein of 471 amino acids. Gene Ontology annotation, molecular function: oxidoreductase activity.
AGAUGGGCUCAAAACCUAGCACACGACGGCAUGAGACCCUCAACACAAUCAAGCGCACACAGCCAAAUACUCAAUCAACAAGGAAUGUGAAGUCUGAAAACACUUUUUCUCCUCAUGAAGUUCCAGAAAAUUCAGACAAGUCAGAUGUAAAGAGACAGGAUUCCGUUUCCUGUCGAGAUCUCAUGAUCAGCUACAGUCACCAGGAUAAAGAAAUGAUGGCUAAACUAAAAGAGAACCUGGAGAUAAAUGGAAUCAGCGUAUGGGUAGAUGUGGUAGGACUUGGUGCAGGAGUAGAUUUUCUCAGUAAAAUUGGUCAAGCCAUUCUUGAUGCAAAGCUGUUUGUCUCGUUGCUGAGUACCUCCACAGUGAAAUCAAAGUACUGCCAGGAUGAGGUGGCCUUAGCUUACAUAUCAAAGAAAGCCAUGUUUCCAGUGGCUAUACAACCCAAGGAAGAAAUAUAUGCCAUUAUGGACACUGGAAUGAAACUACAAUUAGCCAGUUUAGAAUGGACUACACUUGAUCCUGAUAAUUUUGAUGAGGGGUUCCAGGAAUUGUUGCCAAAAUUAAAAGCAGAACUUGAAGAUCAAGAAAAGGAAGUAAAACUUGGUCACAAGGUAACAGAAAGAUUAAAGGAGAGGCAGAAAAAAUUUCAGAGGCAGAAAUCAAUUUAUAUUGAUCCCCAUUUGUCAGAACACCCAACGGUGUACUGGAAAAAAAUCUACAAAGACCAGGAGAGCGUGGAACUGGACCAAUUUGCUGAAGACUUUCAGAAAUAUUACAAGGAUGAUUUAAACAAAAUCUAUCCUUCAGAAGAUCAGACAUGGUUAAUCAACAACUUAAAAGAGGAAGUCUCCAUGUCAGUGCAGGAUUCAGAUACAGCGGAAAUCAUUACUCCAGAAAGUCUCACUGACUUUUGUACAGUGGAUGGGGAAGAACAGGCACUCUGGCAGAGGGUGACAUCUUAUGCUCAGGAUAUGUACGCCAUGAAAGAUGUGUUUGCCAUGGAUUCCUCUGUCAGAGUAGAUGCUAUAGAAAACCUUGGAAAAUACCAAAGUGCCUCAGUGAUAGAAUCUCUGAGAGAUUUACUCCGAAAUCAAGACUCGAACAUCAGGGCAGUAGCAGCCGUGUCUCUGGCCAAGACAGGAAACCAGGACAAGUCCACCAUUAAUGCUCUCCUCAAGUGUCUGAGAGACAAAGAUCGACUAGUCAGGGAGGCCGGAUGUUUGGCACUCGGACAUAUGAAGGCAAAGAUGGCUGUGCCAAAACUUCUGCACUUGUGGAGAAAUGAUUUUAUUUCCCAUGUAAGAGAGGCAGCACAGGCAGCACUUCUCCAGAUAGGAGGAGAGAAGGUGGACAAAGCCAUGCAUAUCACAAAGGUCCUGGCGGAGGAAAUCCGUCUGCUCACCGAGGAAAACUGAUGGCAGCUGCCAAGUACACAGGGA